This is a messenger RNA of Fukomys damarensis (Damara mole-rat), 5899 nucleotides long. It is a transcript of the gene Rreb1, whose product is annotated as ras responsive element binding protein 1. Gene Ontology annotation, molecular function: DNA-binding transcription activator activity, RNA polymerase II-specific; RNA polymerase II cis-regulatory region sequence-specific DNA binding. Gene Ontology annotation, biological process: regulation of transcription by RNA polymerase II. The record is from RefSeq and is a predicted model, not a curated record. NCBI's taxonomy places the organism in Eukaryota, Metazoa, Chordata, Mammalia, Rodentia, Bathyergidae. Gene Ontology annotation, cellular component: nucleus.
CCCUUCCCGAGCGGCGGCUCUGCCAACCAGCUCCCGGCGCGAGCGGCCGCAGCGCCCCGCCAGCGGGACCUGAUGCGCAUCCAUAUUAGCCGUCCGAGCUAAGGAAUCCGGCCCGACCCGCGCCGCCGAGUUUAUUUUUAACCAGCACCGCGGGGCCUCGGAUGGUGCGCGCACCGCCGGCCAGAAACAUCUUCCCAGCGCUGCUCUCCAUCUUCCGCCCUCUCUCCCCCGACAUCCUCCCCCCAUGUGGGAGGGGAAACUUUUCUCCUACAUACUUUCGAGUCCCUCUCGGGCCGGGAAGCGCGGAGAUGACGGCGCCCUCCCGCCGUCGCCAGCCCCGCAAGGUUAUUGCGACUCUGUGCUCCAGAAGCGGUGGCUUCGAGGUGUGACUCUGCCUGCAUUUGGGCUUCUCAGUAAGGAGGGCAGCGUGAUAAAGGAAAACAGUUCCAGUGACAAGGGAUACCAGAAGAAGGAAAAAGUCAGCACAGCGUCAUUCCUGCCACGCAUGGAUGACAGCAGUAGCCAGCGGGGAUUUUGAAGUCUGUCAUUUGGGGCAGAAAUGGAGAUCUAUGGCAGAGGCUUCCUAGAGGCGUAAACCCCUGUCCUGAUGACAUCAAGUCCUCCCGUUGGCUUGGAAGGCUCAGACCUGUCUUCCAUCAACACCAUGAUGUCAGCAGUGAUGAAUGUAGGGAAUGUGGCAGAGAAUGGGGGGAGCCCCCAGGGGAUCAAGCCCCCUUCAAAGCCUCCAGGACCAAAUCGGAUUGGCAGAAGGAACCAGGAAACAAAAGAGGAGAAGUCUUCCUACAACUGCCCACUGUGUGAAAAGAUUUGCACUACCCAGCACCAGUUGACUAUGCACAUCCGUCAGCACAACACGGACACUGGAGGAGCUGAUCACUCGUGCAGCAUCUGCGGAAAGUCACUGAGCUCGGCCAGCUCGCUGGACCGCCACAUGCUGGUGCACUCUGGAGAGAGGCCUUACAAGUGCACUGUCUGCGGCCAGUCCUUCACCACCAACGGGAACAUGCACAGACAUAUGAAGAUUCACGAGAAGGAUCCCAGCGGUGCUACCGCGGCAGCCCCUCCUUCCCCUCUGAAGCGCAGGCGGCUGUCCUCCAAGAGGAAACUGAGUCACGACGCUGAGGCGGAGAGAGAGGACCCAGCACCUGUGAAAAAGAUGGUGGAAGACGGACAGUCAGGUGACUUGGAGAGGACAGGCGAUGAAGUCUUUCACUGCCCAGUGUGUUUCAAGGAGUUUGUUUGCAAGUACGGACUAGAGAGUCACAUGGAGACCCAUUCAGAUAACCCACUAAGAUGUGACAUUUGCUGUGUCACCUUUCGAACACAUCGAGGGCUGCUGCGCCACAACGCCCUUGUCCACAAGCAGCUUCCCAGGGACGCCAUGGGAAGACCUUUCAUCCAGAACAACCCUUCGAUUCCCGCUGGCUUCCACGACUUGGGCUUCAUGGACUUCUCCUGCAGGAAGUUUCCUCGCAUUUCUCAGGCCUGGUGUGAGACAAAUUUGCGAAGGUGCAUCAGUGAGCAGCACCGCUUCAUCUGCGACACCUGUGACAAGGCGUUCCCCAUGCUCUCCUCACUCGCCCUGCACAAGCAGACCCACGUCACCGUGGACCGGGGCCGGGAGGAGCUGCAGGCUGACGUCCUGGCCGGCGAUGCCCUGGACCAGAAGGUCUUCCUGGCCUUGCUGGGCCUGCAGCACACCAAAGAUGUCAGGUCUGCGCCCACCGAGGAGCCUCUGCCAGAUGACAGCCAAGCGAUACAGCUCCACACACUCAAGUGUCCACUACCUCAGGACCCCGGCUGCACUGGCCUGCUGAGUCUGUCUGCCUUCGAUGCUACCUCCCUGGGCGGCUCUCUCACAGUGCUCCCGGCUGCCAAGGAGGGCAUGAAGCACCUUUCCCUGCAGCCCUUCCAGAAGGGCUUCAUCAUCCAGCCGGACAGCAGCAUCGUGGUCAAGCCCAUCUCUGGGGAGGCAGCCAUCGAGCUGGCCGACAUCCAGCAGAUCCUGAAGAUGGCAGCCUCCGCCCCACCUCAGAUCAGUCUUCCGCCCCUCUCCAAGGCCCCGGCCACCCCCCUGCAGGCAAUAUUCAAGCACAUGCCUCCUCUGAAGCCAAAGCCCCUGGUCACACCGCGCACAGUGGUGGCCACCUCCACACCCCCUCCCCUCAUCAACGCACAGGCCUCCCCGGGCUGCAUCAGCCCCAGCCUGCCCCCACCGCCACUCAAGCUCCUCAAGGGCUCGGUGGAGGCGGCUGCCACGGCCCACCUGCUGCAGUCCAAGUCUGGGGCUCAGCCAAACUCGGGCCCGCAGCUCUUCCUGCAGCCGCCGCGUGCAGAGCUGCCCGGGCAGCCCGAGAUGAAGACGCAGCUGGAGCAGGACAGCAUCAUUGAAGCCCUUCUGCCGCUGAGCAUGGAGGCCAAGAUAAAGCAGGAGAUCACAGAGGGCGACCUCAAGGCCAUCAUGACGGGGCCCAGCGGCAAGAAGGCCCCCCCCAUGCGCAAGGUGCUGUACCCCUGCCGCUUCUGCAACCAGGUGUUCGCCUUCUCGGGGGUGCUGCGUGCGCACGUGCGCUCGCACCUGGGCAUCUCCCCGUACCAGUGCAACAUCUGCGACUACAUCGCGGCCGACAAGGCGGCGCUCAUCCGCCACCUGCGCACGCACAGCGGAGAGCGGCCCUACAUCUGCAAGAUCUGCCACUACCCCUUCACCGUCAAGGCCAACUGCGAGCGGCACCUGCGCAAGAAGCACCUCAAGGCCACGCGCAAGGACAUCGAGAAGAACAUCGAGUAUGUGAGCGGCAGCGCGGCCGAGCUGGUGGACGCCUUCUGCGCGCCCGACACCGUGUGCCGGCUGUGCGGCGAGGAUCUGAAGCACUACCGCGCCCUGCGCAUCCACAUGCUCGGCGAGCCGCUGGACUUCUCCCAGAAGGGCCUGGCGCUGGUGCAGGUGAAGCAGGAAAACGUGGCCUUCCUGGGCCCCUAUGACUGCUCCAUGGAGCCCAUCGACCUGUCCAUACCCAAGAACUGCAGGAAAGGAGACAAGGACGCAGCCGCUCCUGGCGAGGCCAAAAAGCCAGAGCAAGAAGGGGGCGGUGCCACGCAGCUGGCUUCCUCCUGUUCGCUGCCCGGCUCCACCCUGCCUCCGGCUUUGGGGCCCAGUGGGAUCCGAGACAGCCCUGCCGCCACCGUGGUGACCACCACCGCGCCCCUGGACCCCAACGCCCAGCCCCUCCAGGGCUCCGUGCAGCUGGCGGUGCCCAUCUACUCCCCGGCGCUGGUCAGCAGCCCUCCUGUCCUGGGCAGCUCUGCCCUCUUGAGCAGCCCCACAGUGCUGCGGCCGCUGCGGCCUAAGCCCCCUCUGCUCUUGCCAAAGCCCUCCGUGACCGAGGAGCUGCCUCCGCUGGCCUCCAUUGCCCAGAUCAUCUCGUCUGUGUCCUCGGCCCCCACCUUGCUCAAGACCAAGGUGGCCGACCCCGGCCCCGGUCCAAUGAAUGCUGGCGGCAGCAGCACAGCAGCCUCGGACAGCUUGGGGGGUGCGAGCCCCGGAGCUGCAGCCCGGAGCCCUAAGGAGCAGUGCAGCGACCCGGCCCCCGUGGCUGGCAGCCCCGAGGCGGCGUCCCCCACAGAGCAGGGCCCCACCGACUCCUCCCGGAAGAGAGGCCGCAAGAGGGGAGCAAGGAGCCAGCUGUGUGUUGACAGCGUCAGGGUGGACCUGGACUCGAGCGGGGAGUUUGCCAGCGUCGAGAAGAUGCUGGCCACCACGGACACCAACAAGUUCAGCCCAUUUCUGCAGACCGCAGAGGACGAUGCUCGGGAGGAGGCGGCCGGGGGGCCCGGCGACCCCCCUGGGCCGAGUGAUGAGGAGCAGGGCGGCCCCCCCGAGGACAGGCUGCUGCGAGCGAAGCGGAACUCUUACGCCAACUGCCUGCAGAAGGUCACCUGUCCCCACUGCCCCCGGGCCUUCCCAUGGGCCAGCUCCCUGCAGCGGCACAUGCUCACGCACACGGGUCAGAAACCUUUCCCUUGUCAAAAAUGCGAUGCCUUCUUUUCUACCAAAUCUAACUGUGAACGCCACCAGUUGCGCAAACAUGGAGUUACUGCCGGCUCCCUGAGAAGAAACGGGCUUAUCCCCCCCAGAGAGAGUGAUGUUGGAUCCCAUGAUAGCACAGAUAGCCAGUCCGAUCCCGAGAUGUUGGCGGCCGGCGAGGUGCUAGAUCUCACGGCCAGGGACCGAGAGCAGCGGCCGGCAGAGGGAGCCGCGGAGUCCAGCCAGGCCUCGGAGGAGCCCGCAGGGGAGCCCGCUGCGGAGGUGGAGGAGGCGGCCCAGGCGGAGGCGGAGGCAGCCACAGCCUCCCCUGGGCCUGGGGAGGAGAAGGAGCCCAAGCCGGAGCUGGAGGAAGAGCGCAGCGCGGAGGACAGCACCGGGGAUGCGGACGGCCCGGAGGAAGAUUCCGCCAGCAACAAGAGCCUGGACUUGGACCUCGCCAGCAAGCUGAUGGACUUCAAGCUGGCCGAGGGCGCAGCCCCGCAGGACCAGAAGCUCGCCUGCGACACCUGCGGGAAGAGCUUCCGGUUCCUGGGCACCCUGAGCCGCCACCGGAAGGCGCACGGCCACCAGGAGCCCGGGACUGAGAAGGAGGCACUGCUGCCCGAGGAUGCCGGCCCCCCUCCCGCCCGAGAGGGCCCCUCCGACGGGGAGGGCGCUGCAGAGAGGAGGGCCUCCGAGAAGAGUGACGACGACAAGAAACCAAAGACAGACUCGCCCAGAAGCACAGCCAGCAAGGCCGACAAGAGGAAAAAGGUGUGCAGCGUGUGCAACAAGCGCUUCUGGUCCCUGCAGGACCUCACCCGGCACAUGAGGUCCCACACAGGGGAAAGGCCGUACAAGUGCCAGACCUGCGAGCGGACCUUCACCCUGAAGCACAGCCUGGUUCGGCACCAGCGGAUCCACCAGAAAGCCCGGCACGGGAAGCAGCAGCACGGCAAGGACAGCGACAGGGAUGAGCGGGCCGAGGAGGACAGUGAGGGCGUGUCCGAGAAUGAGGCUGAGGCCGAAGCAGGCCCCGGCACCAGCGGCCCUGCGGCCGUCACCCGGAGCAGUAAGGAUUGCGGCCACCUGGAGGAGCAGGAGCAGCAGGAGGAGAAGGCAGCGGGCUGGGCCGCCCCCAAGGAGCCGAGCAGAGGGGAGAUCGCUGAGCACCCGCCGCACAGGGAUGCAGCCCUUGGCUGCCACCGGGCCCUGCACCUUCCUCCUCUCCAGGGUGCGGCUGACCCGGAGCUGUGGAAGGUCUCUGCAGAUGAAGCGGUCGAGACCUGCGGCCGCGGGGGCCGGGCCACUGGGGUGCGUGCCUGGCCACACGGUUGUCCAGGACGGUCGGCCCCACAUCGCGGUGAGGCUGAGCAGGACAAAGGGGCCGUGGGGUGGGAGCGGGGUGGUUUGCCGUCCAGCAGCCUGAGUGGUAAAGGAGACGCAGAGGGGCAGGGCCCCAGGCCGCGUCCCCCAGGGCUUGCCCCGCUUGUGGGCUUGCCAGCUCCACGGCGGCUCUGGACUGGUUGGAGAUCGGGUCGCGCUGGAGUCCGCAUUCUCCCACGCGGCUGGGGUUGCGGGCAGAACGCCACACCUGGCCCCAGACGCUAUUCUGAAGGGGCCUGUCGCCUCCCAGCUCUGCUCCCCGAGGAGGCCGGAGGGAGGGCCCGGGUGUAUUUUAAACUCGUAAUUGAAGGUUGCUCACUCAUGGCAACAAAGUUGAACCCUCCCAAGUCCAGGCUGCCAGUCUACGUCUUAAAUAGGAAACAAGUCCCUCCUUUUCCGGGUUCCUUGGAAAAAAAGCCACUGCCAAACAUGACGCCAUCAGCCCGGCUGUCUGGGCGGCAGUAA